GUCCAAAUAUUUGUCCUGGAUAAGGAUAAACGUAGUCCUGCAUCCAAACCGUGCAGAAAUGCGCCCUGUCACUGUGCUGUAGACUCUCCGGUUCCCUUGCAAAACCAGGCAGAGCAAAGCAAGCAGUAUAAUCCCUCGUGGGAAGAGACUGAGAAGAAAAGGAAUAGAGAGAGUUGGAAGAAAUAGAAGACAGUAAUGCAGGGAUUGAAGUCAGCCGCGGCGUUGUUUAUAAGGUGGAGCAGAGCUGAUAGUUUUCGAUCCCUUCCCCAUUACCACUACAGAAACCUCUCUUCUCUUCCAAGCGAGCGCUCAAUCGAUGACGACCUCAAGAAUCAAUUUAUUCAGGUAUUAGUUGAAGGCAAAGGUUAUUCGAGAACCGCCAUUCUCAACAGACCUUCCGCCCUCAAUGCUCUUAAUACGAAUAUGUGUGCGAGAUUGCAAAAAUUGUAUAAAUCUUGGGAGGAUAAUCCAGAUAUUGGUUUUGUGGCGAUGAAAGGCAGUGGCAGGGCAUUUUGUGCAGGUGGAGACAUAGUUUCUAUUUAUCACUUGAUAAACCAAGGGAAGUUGGAAGACUGUAAGGAAUUUUUCCGGACAAUAUAUAGUUUCAUAUAUGAACUAGGUACAUAUUUGAAGCCGCAUGUGGCUAUUUUGGAUGGCAUUACCAUGGGUGGUGGUGCUGGAGUUUCAAUCCCUGGUACAUUCCGUGUUGCAACUGAUAAAACUGUUUUUGCUACCCCUGAAACUCUUAUUGGAUUCCACCCAGAUGCUGGUGCAUCCUUCUAUCUCUCACAUCUUCCUGGUCACUUGGGGGAAUACUUGGCUUUGAGUGGAGAAACCCUCAAUGGAGCAGAAAUGAUUGCUUGUGGCCUAGCUACACACUAUUCAUAUAGUGAAAGGCUUCAAUUAAUUGAACAACAGCUUGGGAAACUGGUCACUGAUGAUCCUUCUGUCAUUGAAGCAACUCUAGGAAAAUAUGGUGACCUUGUCCAUCCAGAUAAGAUGAGUGUACUUCACAGGAUUGAAACUGUUGAUAAAUGUUUCAGCCAUGACACUGUUGAAGAAAUAUUUGAUGCUCUGGAAAAUGAGGCUUCUGGAAACAAUGAUGCAUUUUGCAAUUCCACUAUAAGAAGACUUAAAGAAACGUCACCACUGAGUUUGAAGGUUUCCUUAAGAUCCAUACGAGAAGGUAGAUUUCAAACACUCGAUCAAUGCUUGGUCCGUGAAUAUAGAAUGUCCUUACAGGGAAUAUCCAAGAAUAUCUCUACCGAUUUUUGCGAGGGUGUUCGUGCACGAAUGGUGGACAAGGACUUAGCACCAAAGUGGAAUCCUCCAAGCUUGGAACAAGUGUCAGAAGACAUGGUGGAACAUUAUUUCUCUCCUCUCAGUGAAUUGGAGCCUGAUCUAGAGCUUCCCACAGAACAACGAGAAGCAUUCACCUAGUUAUCACUAAGAGGUCUUCCAGUUGAUUUUAUGUUUUUGAAAGAUAAGAAAUAGGUACAUGCAACAGGCAGAUGAUAGGAAACUGAAUUAACGAGAAAAGUCAUUAUUUUUUUUUUCCUGAAAGCAUUUAUUUAUUUGAUCCUGAGUGCUAAA
Hevea brasiliensis (rubber tree) is the source of this 1593-nucleotide messenger RNA. RefSeq names its product 3-hydroxyisobutyryl-CoA hydrolase-like protein 1, mitochondrial. The record is from RefSeq and is a predicted model, not a curated record. The transcript is spliced from 14 exons. Gene Ontology annotation, biological process: L-valine catabolic process. The coding region runs from base 196 to 1440 and encodes 414 amino acids. NCBI's taxonomy places the organism in Eukaryota, Viridiplantae, Streptophyta, Magnoliopsida, Malpighiales, Euphorbiaceae. Gene Ontology annotation, molecular function: 3-hydroxyisobutyryl-CoA hydrolase activity.